AUGCCGUAGAAAUAGUGUUGCCAAGGCACUUCCGGGAAUAGCUUGUGUUACCAAACGCGCUUCACAAAUAAUCUUCCAUGUUUAAUUGGGACUGAAUGCACUGAUGCAUGGACACAGAACGUUACUUUAGUAGAGUAAAACGUUCUCAAUUAGCUCCGCGUAUCUGAUUUAUUUCUUCUGGUUGCAUUUCUAGGCUGCAAAUCACGUAGCUUAGCUUAGCUCGCUAGCUGCAAGCAAAGCAACACAUCGCUCAACAGAGUUCGCGUACGAGUGAAAAGUGUUGAGAGUGUCGAGUGAAAAUGUGUAAAGUGGAAAUGUUGAGAGCGAUGUUGAAUGCACGACUGAGUGCGGCCGUCGAAGAAAUCUUCGGAGUUCUUGCAAGAACGAUUGCAGAAUACGAGGAGGAACUUUGUCGGGCCAAAGAGGAGAACGAGAGACAACGUCAGUUGCUAGACGCUGUUUCCAGGCCUCAAGAUGAACCACACACACACAAAGCAGAUGUCAGUGAAGAAAGUCUACCUCUCGAGGAGCAGGAGCGGAACCCCAAGGUGGAGCAGCAGGAGCCAGAGCCAGAGCCUCACCAGUAUCAAGGGGAAGAGGAGGAGGCUGAUCCCUUCCUCAUUAAAGCGGAUGAGGAGAGAGAGCCCCAUCAAUUGCUGGAAUUGCCAUCUUCCCGUGUCAUUGUGAAGUGUGAAUAUGACGAAGACAAAAGUCAGAGUGGGGCGGAGCCUCCAAGCAGCAGCGCAAGUCGGCAUGUGAAGACAGAAAGUGAUGCGGACCACUGUGGAUCAGUCAGCCGCAUGGCUCCACCAGCACAAACGCACUCUCCUCAAUCGGAUGACUCGAAAGGUAAUAUGACUUGCCACACUGGCAACACACACUGGCCAUGUUCUCAAUGUGACAAAACCUUUGGUACCAAGUAUACUUUGAGAAGGCACAUGAUGAUUCACUCUGGAGACAAACCAUUCAUGUGCUCGGUUUGUGGCAAACGAUUCUCUCAGAAGGCACACUUAACGACACACACCAGAAUACACACGGGAGACAAGCCUCAUUCUUGCUCCGCCUGCAACAAAACUUUCAUCGAUUGUUCAGCGAUGGUUAAACACACAAGGAUACACACUGGGGAGAAACCUUUUGCAUGUUCAGUCUGCAACUUACGUUUCAGUGAUCGCUCCAAUUUGAGUAAACACAUGAGAAGACACACGGGAGAGAAACCUUUCGCCUGCUCACUAUGUGGUAAAAGAUUCUCUAUUAGGGGGCAUUUAACAACACACACCAGAACACACACUGGAGAGAAACCCUUCACAUGUGCCAUCUGCAAUUUAAAUUUUAGCGAUCGAUCGGGACUGGUUAAACACAUGAGAACACAUACCGGGGAGAAACGCUUCUCCUGCUCAAUCUGUGGUAAACAAUUUUCUCAAAGGGGUCCUUUCAGCAAACACAUAGAAAUACACUCUGAUGAGAAACCAUUCAGUUGCAAUGUGUGACCAAAGAUUCUGCCAUCUUAACAAAUACAAGUUUCCUGCUGAGAAGAAUGCUGAUGCUUUGAAUACAUUGUGAAGAACCUUUAACCUUUGUCUUGUAAGCUUUAAAUGUGUAUGCAAUCCAAAAUAAAAAAUCUUCAACUGUU
Messenger RNA from Syngnathus acus (greater pipefish), 1630 nucleotides. RefSeq names its product oocyte zinc finger protein XlCOF6.1-like. The transcript is spliced from 2 exons. The coding region runs from base 300 to 1487 and encodes 395 amino acids. Lineage: Eukaryota; Metazoa; Chordata; Actinopteri; Syngnathiformes; Syngnathidae. Gene Ontology annotation, cellular component: nucleus. Gene Ontology annotation, biological process: regulation of transcription by RNA polymerase II. Gene Ontology annotation, molecular function: DNA-binding transcription factor activity, RNA polymerase II-specific; RNA polymerase II cis-regulatory region sequence-specific DNA binding. The record is from RefSeq and is a predicted model, not a curated record.